Dracunculus medinensis (Guinea worm) is the source of this 459-nucleotide messenger RNA. Lineage: Eukaryota; Metazoa; Nematoda; Chromadorea; Rhabditida; Dracunculidae. The record is from the annotation of a GenBank genome assembly.
AUGGAAGCCGAUUUAUUAGAAAAUGCAGACGGGAUAAAGGAAGAAGUCAUCGCAAAUAAUUCAGUUCCAUCCGGCGGUGAAUUACCGGAUACUUUGCGAAAUUCCAAAAGUGGAAUGUAUUUCGAAUUUGAGAAACUUUUAAAUGGUUUCGAUAAUUAUUACAAUGAAAGUUCGGAUUCGGAAGAAGAGAUUGGUGCGAAUGAGGACGAUUCAUUUAAUUUCGAAAUGUGUCGUAUACGUCGAACAAAACGAUAUUCCAGCUGCAUAUCUGACGUUGUGAAUAAGAACAGUUGUACGGAUUGUGUUACAAAAAAUGAAAUUCAUAAAGAAAAUGAGACAAGUGGGCAAUCACUUAUGGAUAUUGACGAUAUAAUUUGUGCUAUUCGAGAAGGAUUCAAUGAAUCGCCACCACUUGCAAAUGAUGAUGAAUUUGAUGAUUUCGAUGCUUUAAAUAUUUAA